Messenger RNA from Carassius gibelio (silver crucian carp), 1118 nucleotides. Its product is annotated as macrophage mannose receptor 1-like. The transcript is spliced from 4 exons. The record is from RefSeq and is a predicted model, not a curated record. The coding region runs from base 1 to 1095 and encodes 364 amino acids. NCBI's taxonomy places the organism in Eukaryota, Metazoa, Chordata, Actinopteri, Cypriniformes, Cyprinidae.
AUGGAGCAAACUCUAGAUUUCAUUCUUCUUCUCGUUGCUCUCUGCUCCGUAUCUGAAUGUGUUCAGCGUCAGUAUCACUUUAUAAAUGAGAAGAAGACCUGGACUGAAGCUCAGAGAUACUGCAGAGAGAAUUACACAGAUCUGGCCACCGCUGACGACAUGAAUGACAUGAACGAGCUGAAGAAGAGUGUGAUUAAUGAACGUUUCUGGAUUGGGCUGCAGAAGACGGGUCGUAAUCAAUGGCAGUGGUCUUCAGGUGAACCUGUUCUCUAUUUGAACUGGGCAUCUGGACAACCUGAUGGCAGUGAUGAGUGCGCUGGGAUGAGAAAUGGAGAUUGGCAUGAUUUAAGAUGUAGUGAUACCUGGCAAUUCAUCUGCAACAACAUGAACACAGGACUAGUCUUUAUCAAUCAGAAGAAAAACUGGAGAGACGCUCAGAGUUACUGCAGACAGAAACACACUGAUCUGGUCAGUGUGAGAAACCAGGAUGAGAAUGAGAAGGUUAAGAAGUUCAUUAGUGAUAAUAACUCAUCUGGAUCAGAUGUCUGGAUCGGUCUGUUCAGAGACUCAUGGCAGUGGUCAGAUCAGAGUAACUCUUCAUUCAGAUACUGGAUGUCUGACGAACCUAAUAAUGUUGGAGGUGAUGAAAACUGUACAGCUGUUGAAAAGAGCGCUCAGGGACAAUGGAUUGACAUCUCUUGUAACAAAGAAUAUCCUUUUGUGUGUCAUGAAGAUAAACUGAUUGUGAUCAGAGAGAAUCUGACGUGGUCUGAAGCUCUGAGAUACUGCAGACAGAAUCAUGUGGAUCUGGUCUCGGUUCAUUCACAAGAGAUUCAGCGUCGUGUGAUGAACGUGGUACACCUGGCGUCUACUGCGGAGCUGUGGUUGGGUUUACGUCACUCCUGCACUGUGGGCGUCUGGUUCUGGGUGAAUGGAGAGACUGUGUGCUAUCAGAACUGGGCUCCAGGGAACGGCACAUCAGAGGAGGACUGUGAACACACAGUGAGAUCUGGAGCAGUUCAGUCUGGAGGAGAUCAGCGCUGGAUCAGCCGUCCUGAAACUGACAAACUCAACUUCAUCUGCAGCAGAUAUUAAGAGUGAAAGGAAACACAAACCUU